UGUUUUCUUUGUGGCGGAGAGACUAUUUGAAGUGAGAGAAUUUGUAGAGAGAGAAAAACUAAAUUUUAUAAGAGGGAAUGUUGCUCUUGUUUUGAGUUAUUUUAAGAUGAAAUUCAAGUAAGAGAGGUGGGUUUCGGAAGUGAACACGUGAAGAGACGUUUAGAGAGAGAAGAAUACGUUUUUAGAGAGAGAAAGAGGGAGCAAAUGACCAUCAGGAUGAGAAGGCAAUUAUGGAGAGAGGGAGGGACUAGAAAAAAACUCAAGUCUAAGACCAAGAGUUCUUUCAGGGAGUCACGAGUUUGAGAAGAUAUUUAACACAUAAAGGAAAAUAUCAAGAGAGAGAGAGAGAUAGUGAGAGAGUUGUGUUUGAGUAUUAAAUUAAUCAGAAAAGGGUUUGGAAGAGAGAGAGAGCGAUAUAUGAAGGACCAGGACCAGGACCUGGACCAGAACCAGAACCAGAGAGUAGUUAAGUUCGUGGUCUGCGAGGACUGGCUUCUCUGUGUGUUUUUUUCUGAACAUUUGUCGUGGAUUGAGACAAUGUGAGGGAGAGUGACCGUGUCCCGCCCGAAAAUCCCAGAUAUCGCCGGAAUUCGGCCUGAAAAAUCUAUUGAAUGCCGGAAACUGCAUAUUCUGGGCUUUUCCUACCAAAAAAAUUGCCAGAAGAAAGACUUAGAUGCAAUUCGAGGACAGAGCCCCCUGUCCUAAAAAAUCUCGGCUCAAACGACUUGCAGAGAUCAGUUUCAGAAGCGAUCUUGGGGAAAUUUCAUGCUAAGUGAAAUUUGGAAGACUCUUGCUACAAAAUGUUAGGAAUUUGAACUUUUCGGCAAGCACUCUGAUAUUCUGGCCACUACUGCGGCAACAUUGCAGGAUUUGAAUUCUGUUAGACCACUGUCAAGUCUCCAGCUCUGAACUGUCUUGAAAUUGUUUGAAAUAUCUGGAUUUCUCGCCUGAAAAAUCAGUCGCCAUUUUCUAGGCCAUAUCCCUGAAGUUUCCCAGUUUGAGUCCAUUCGUGGACACAAGAAAAGCACUGCAAGAGCCAAGCCAAAUUAACAGAGAAGAGGAGUUCUACAGAAGCAAAAUCGAGUUUGGAUUUUCGGAAACAAUAAAGCCGGAGUGGCUUGAUCUGAAUUCCACUGACGCCAAAGAAAGAAAACUGAUAACGCGGAACAGGCUGGAAUUUUGACAGAAUCAAAAGGACUUUGCCGGAAUUGUAAGGAAUCAAAAAGAUUUUGCCUGAAUUUUGCAGCCACUUGUUCUCCCUGAGCUGCUAUUUGCCCACGUAAUUUCAUUAAGCUGCCAUUGUCGAGUCCACAUUGCAACUUAGCUUCCGUUUUUGGGACGGCUGAGAAGCUCUGAUUCUCCUGCCAUUGUUAUAAUAAGUUGUAGGAUUUCAUAUUAAGCAACAAUUUCCCCAUCCUUGCUACCAGUCAAGAUUAAGCUACCAUUUUCUGGCAAUCGCUGAACUUCUAGUUACCAGCAUUUUCACCUAAGCUGAAACUCAGCAGAUUUAGAAAUCAGUAAUAAUGCAAGACCCGGGAACCGACCCAUUGGUGCCGGCCCAGCUUCGGGCAUCAGCUGCUGCGUCCUGCAGCCGACUCCUGACUCACAACCGGCGGCUCCGCCCACACCCUACCCAAUCGCUAAAAUGCCCCCGUUGCGACUCCACCAAUACGAAGUUUUGCUACUACAACAAUUAUAACCUCUGCCAGCCACGCCACUUCUGCAAGUCGUGCCGCCGCUACUGGACCAAGGGCGGCGUCCUCCGUAACGUCCCAGUCGGCGGCGGUUGCCGUAAGAACAAGCGCUCGUCCUCAUCGUCCCAAGCUGCCAAGCCGAGCCGCCAACCUGCUCCUCCGCCGACCGCUGCCUCUGCUGCUUUAUCUUCAUCCAGCGAGAGCUCGUCCAUCACGGGAACCGAGCCAACCAUCGGCUCAGCUCAAACUGCCGGUCAAGCUGGAGCGGAGCAGUACUUCAACUUUCCGGCAGCCGCCCCAACCGAAAUAUUGGACACUUCGGCCGAAAUGAUGAAUUUCGGGGGGUUUUUGCCGGAAUCCGGGAGCUUUACGAGCUUGAUAACCGGGGGACCAAGCUCUGCUAACCCUGGCAUGGGCUUCGGAAUGACGGAGUUAGGGUUUCGUUUACAGGGGCAGCCAGAGAUAGGAGGGGGUAAUGGGGAUUUGACGUCUAGGAUGACGGCGUUUGACUGGCAAGGUAACGGAGAGCUGGACGUGGGAAACGGUGUUGAGCAGGGGUUUUGUUGGGGGCAGGGGCAGUGGGGGGACCAUGAUCAGCAGGGCUUCUUCUUCCCUUGAUGACACGUGCCAGUGAACGGCACGUGUGAGUUUGCACGAGUAUGUAUAAAUUUACCUUCUUUUUUUUAUUUUUUUUGGUUAUUUUAAAUGUUUUUUUGGUUUUUUAGUUUUUUUAAAAAUUUGCUUUGCAUAUAAUUAUGUUUUGGUUUAUGGUGUUUUUGUGUGUUUGCAACUAACGCCGCUUUUGAUGAAAUGGAUGAAAAGUUGGAGGGGUAUAUAUGAUUGUUUUUAUAUCCCUUUAUUUGAUUAUGGAAAAUACCUAAACACAUGAUAAUUUGUGUAACUUGAAUGCCAUCUUUGCCAUGAUUUUUAUUUA
Amborella trichopoda is the source of this 2628-nucleotide messenger RNA. Lineage: Eukaryota; Viridiplantae; Streptophyta; Magnoliopsida; Amborellales; Amborellaceae. The record is from RefSeq and is a predicted model, not a curated record.